GAACUGUUGACCUUCAGAGAUGUGGCGAUUGAAUUCUCUUCAGAAGAAUGGGAAUGUUUGGACCCCACUGCAUGGAAGUUGUAUACAGAAGUGAUGCUAGAGAAUUACAGAAACAUGGUCUUCCUUGGUCUAAGUGUCUCUAAGCCAAACCUGAUCACUUUUCUGGAACAAAGGAAAGAAGCUCGGAUAGUGAAGAGUCAAGGGGCAGCAGCCAUUCCCCCAGGUAUGACUUCUCAUCAUACCCAAGGAUUUUCAUCAGAGCCAGAGGGACAUUGUUCCUUCCAGAAAGUGGCAAAUCAGAGAUACAAAAAUUGUGGCCAUAGAAAUUUACAGCUUAGAAAAGAAUGGGAAAUGGUUGAUAAUUGUGAAGGUGCAAAAUCAUUUUGCAAUGGACAUAACCAGUUGUGGACAGCUAAAGACAACAGAAACUUCACUGUCGACAGUGACCAAAAAUAUGUAACAUCUAAGAAGAUAUCUGAAUGCAUGCCAUUUACUCUCAGUGAGCCAUGUGAUCCCCUAAGUAAACAUUCACAUCAAAUUGUGAAACCUAAC
Molecule: messenger RNA, 552 nt
Organism: Chinchilla lanigera (long-tailed chinchilla)
Lineage: Eukaryota; Metazoa; Chordata; Mammalia; Rodentia; Chinchillidae
Product: putative protein ZNF720
Biological process (GO): regulation of DNA-templated transcription
Source: RefSeq, a predicted model, not a curated record